GCACGAUCAAAGCAAAAAAAUUAAUUUCAUGAUUGUAAGUUUGAGAUCUUUUCAAAGCAGCUGGAAAGAAAACUAUAGUAAGAUAACAUAUUUUGAAGGCAUUGAUGUUUUAUUGAAAUCUCUUUUUUAUGAUUUUUUCAUUUUAGAUAUACUACAUUUUCAUCAUCUUUACAUCAUCAUGGAUGGUAAAGAUACCCAAAAAACUCCUAUGAUAUAUAUUUGUGGAGAAUGUCACCAUGAAAAUGAAAUUAAACCAAAAGAUCCAAUUCGAUGCAGAGAAUGUGGUUACAGGAUCAUGUAUAAAAAGAGAACUAAGAGAUUGGUGGUCUUUGAUGCACGCUGAAGGAACAGAAGAAAACUUGGAAGAAAAAUGUAAAUAGAUUUUGUGAUUGUAAAGAAAAUAAAUCUUUGUUUUUGUAAUUAAA
Messenger RNA from Argiope bruennichi, 425 nucleotides. RefSeq names its product DNA-directed RNA polymerases I, II, and III subunit RPABC4-like (gene Rpb12). Gene Ontology annotation, molecular function: zinc ion binding; DNA-directed RNA polymerase activity; DNA binding. Gene Ontology annotation, cellular component: RNA polymerase I complex; RNA polymerase II, core complex; RNA polymerase III complex. The transcript has 4 exons. The record is from RefSeq and is a predicted model, not a curated record. The coding region runs from base 29 to 343 and encodes 104 amino acids. NCBI's taxonomy places the organism in Eukaryota, Metazoa, Arthropoda, Arachnida, Araneae, Araneidae. Gene Ontology annotation, biological process: DNA-templated transcription.